UCUCUUUCUUUUCCCUUGCAGAUGUCCCAACAACCAUGACCCCUCUUCCUCCGACGCAGUUCUUCAUCGUUCCACAGGAUUCUUACAUUACAAAAAGAAGCGUGGAUCUAGAAUGCAAGGCCGGUCCCUCUCCCAAUGUCUACUUUAUAUGCAAUGAUGAGAAGAUAGCUGAUGGCAGGACACAUUCUAUUGGUACCUUUGAUGAAUACUAUGAGGAUAUUAGACAUAUAGCCUUAUCCAUAACAAAAGAUGAGGUGCAGGAGUACUUUGGCGAUGAGGAUUUCUGGUGCGUCUGCGAAGCCGCUGCUGAACCGCAGCCAAUCAGGACAGAGAAGGCCUAUAUCAGAGAAGCAUACCUGCGUAAACAGUUCCUCCAGAUGCCACUGGACCACAGUGUGCCCCUCCACGACAAGUUCCAUCUCCUGUGCCGGGCACCAGAGGGCGUCCCAGAGCCGACCAUCCAUUGGGAGAUGGACGGAGUGCCCAUUGACGACGAGAACCUCGUUCAUUACGUGGUGACGUACGACGGGACCCUCAUCGUCAAUGAAGCUACACUGGCAGAUAACGGCAACUAUACUUGCGUGGCCACCAAUGUUGCCACUUACAGAACAACAGAUCCAGCUCGUGUCAUUGUAUACGAUAAUACAAACGAUGGAGCGUGGACGAUCUGGACAGAAUGGAGCACCUGUACCGGAGACUGCGACGGAGGGACCAGGAGGAGGAUGAGAUACUGCACCAACCCUGCCCCUGUCAUCGACGGAGCUAACUGCGUGGGAAAGGCAGUGCAGACCGAAGACUGUUCAAUCGAUUGCCCAGCUGCAGCCAUCGGUUGGAGUGAAUGGAGCAUGUGGUCUCGCUGCACGGACGAGUGUGUACAGAUCAGAACCAGGACCUGCACCAGGCAAUGUUCGGGCGAACCGCAGCAACGGAGGAACUGCUCUGGAGGACUCUGUUUAAGUGAGCCACCACUAGUUGUCGAUGAUCCCGGAAUAUUUUCUCCUAGUGCUGGAGACACAACGUCUCAAAACCCAGCUGCUGGCGGCAAGAAUGGGCUCUCCAAGCAGAUCCCCGUUUACAUUGGCAUCUCUCUAGCCAUCGUCGUGCUCCUCCUGGUCUUCCUCUUCAUCGCUAUCUACCUGGUCACCAAGAGGAAAAGGGGGAACUCCCCCAGCUACACCACCACCUCCACCGAGGACUGUAACCUGGCUAUGCUUUCAGCACAACCACCGGACAUCACAACCCAGACGAUGCACUCCUCGCUGCGAUCCAACCACGUCGCCCUCUCGAGUCACAACGAGAAGAUCCCCAUGUCCGGGACACCAACGCAUCCGCCCCAUCCUGACCUGACUGGCGGGAAGAUCCCGCAUCAGCUCACCGUUCAGUUCUCGCCCAAAAAAGGAGGGACCAUCACGCAGCUCGGGUGCUUGGGGUCGUCGGAUAUCUCACAGUACUCGUUAAAUAACGGAUCCCUGCAUUCGCACCCGCACUCGCGGUCGCUGUCGCCAACAAAAAGCCACACCUAUGUUCCUCUGGUAGGACCCGGACAGGAGAAGCACAUCUACGCCACGCUGAAUCCUCCAGAACCACCUCCACAGGAUCCGAGGUACUGUCAGACCCGUUGCUACGGCGACUUGGAGGACAAUGAUGGGUACAUUAUGGAGGAGGCAGAUGAAAACUACAUGCUGCAGGGACAUUCCUCGGAGGAAAGUCUUGAGCCUCAGUCUAUGUGUGAUUCCGAUCCAGGCAGGACAUUAUCGGGCAGCGCUCUAGGGCUUCCAAUGCACUCGGAUUACAGCAUAGCAACGGGGCAUGUGGGAUCAAGAGGGGGCAGAUUAGUGCUACCAGAUUCAGGAGUUAGCUUGAUGAUACCUGAGGGUGCCAUAGCACGCGGCCAGACGGUAGAAAUAUACCUAGCAGUCUCACAUGAACUUAUGGACAGACCGCACAUAGAACAUAACCAGACCUUACUCAGCCCCGUCAUCUUGUGCGGCCCGCCCUCUGUAGUCCUUGCCAAGUCAGUUGUCCUGGUGUUACCGCACUGCGCACAGAUGAGCAAGAAUGACUGGAGGCAUUCGGUCAUCGCCAGCAGUACACAUCCAACAGAUGACAAAUGCUGGGAGAAGCAGACAACCGUCGGAGAGGAAACCAUCAACUUACAAGUCUUCUGCCAGGUGGAUAGUCAUCUAUCCUGCAUCGUCACUGACCAGCUAGGGUGGUAUGCCCUCAGUGGCGAGUCAAGGCCAGAGAGACAGUCAGCAAAGAGGUUAAAAUUGUUAGCUUUCGGUCCAGCUCUUCGGUCGACGCUAGAUUACCAUAUCAAAGUGUACAUCUCGGAAGACACUCCAGAUGCUAUAGAGCAUAUCCUCAAUGUUGAGAGGAGACUUGGAGGACAACCCCUCCAGGGUGGCUGCCAAUUUGACUACCACGACAACGGCAAUAAUCUCAGAUUGGAGAUCCAAAACAUAGUACCUGGCUGGCAAUGCAAGCUGGCCAAGAACUGUCAAGAGAUUCCUUUCUACCAUGUAUGGAGCGGUACCUCCAACACGUUGCACUGUUCAUUUGCCUUGGUCAAGACGGAGCCGGGUAUCGGACCCAUUGGCUGCAGGUUAGAGGUCACCCAAGGCACCUAUACGACCAGUAUGCAGGUCAUGGAGAGGAUCAUUGAUGGGGUGGUUGUGGAGCAGGAGUUGAGACUGAACGGCUACAGCCCUAACCACAUGGUACCGCCUCAGAACGCCUUCCACCUGUCUAAACCAGUCAGAACCGCCUUGUGCCAAUGCCUUGAUAUUCCCCAGCCCAAGGGUAAUGACUGGAAACUACUCGCAACCAAACUAGGUGUCGAUGGAUAUCUUAAUUUCUUUGGCAUCAAACCAAGUCCGACCGAUCAAAUCCUUGACAUGUGGGAAGCGCGGGACAGCGAGGAGGGCGCUCUCAUGAGGUUAGCAGGAGCAUUCCAGGAGAUGGGCCGGCACGACGCCGUCACGAUAGUCCAGAAACAGAUGGCUGCAUGGAUGUGACGACGGGUGACGUGCGAUCAAAGCGAAAGCGAUCAAAACUUUAUCUGACACUCUCUGAUUGGUGCUUCAAUGGCAAUAGUCGUCUUUUGUUUAAAGAUGGAUGCGUGGAUGGAUGGAUGAUGGAUGGUUUUAGCAGCUAGGACUAUUUGGUCCCCCCCCCCCCUGAUGGGGCCGGGUUUUGAGUUCCUGGUCCUUGCAGGGACGUGGUCCUAAGUUGGACCCAGGGUUGCACUCGCAGCACAGCCUAAUAGGAACAGAAUUAGCAGAAUUACCAGCAUGCAACUAUUUGGUCUCCUGAUGGGGCUGGGUUUUGAGUUCCUGGUCCUUGCAGGGACUUGGUCCCAAGUUGGACCCUGGAUUGCACUUGCAGCACAUCUAGCCUAAUAGGAACAGAAUUAGCAGAAUUAUCAGCAUGCAACGCUAUUAUGCACAGCUCUGUUCCAAUCUGUUGCAGGAUACUUUGAGACGGUAAAGAACUGUGAUGAACAUUGAUUUUUAAAAUCUUUUCACAGUCUAUGGCUUCUCUGAGUGGUUAUGUCCUGCUUUAUAGCUCAAGGUUUGAGGAAAGCGGUUGCUGUGCUUCACACCUUCAUCCAGGAUUAUCAAAGGCAUCAUCUUGCAGGAAUCAACUUAGGUCUACCCUAAGACUUUGCAAGCAGAAGGAAGGAACUGUUAGCCAAGCUCACUUGCUUAUCAUGUUGCUCACUGGAUGCACAACGAAGCUUCAUUACUGCCUGCUUACUUGUAUAGAUAGCUUAGGAUUCAAACAAA
Messenger RNA from Strongylocentrotus purpuratus (purple sea urchin), 3788 nucleotides. Its product is annotated as netrin receptor UNC5C. Gene Ontology annotation, cellular component: membrane. Lineage: Eukaryota; Metazoa; Echinodermata; Echinoidea; Camarodonta; Strongylocentrotidae. The record is from RefSeq and is a predicted model, not a curated record. Gene Ontology annotation, biological process: netrin-activated signaling pathway. Gene Ontology annotation, molecular function: protein binding; netrin receptor activity. The transcript has 14 exons. Bases 36 to 3017 code for a protein of 993 amino acids.